AUGCCCGACGACAUUCCUCUUUCUACCGUCAAGAGCCGCGCCAGCUCCACGGGGGCGCGCAAGGCGACCCAACGGUCCGCCUCGCUCUCCGACUCCGGCGAGCUCGAGAAGAAGCGCAGCAUCCUGAAGGGUGGCCGGAGGAAAGCCCCCGAGGGUCCUAGUAGGCAGGGGACCGGCGGCUCGGAUGAGAUGUCUCUGAAUGCUAUGGGCAGGCUCUACGCUAAGAUCAUCAACUUUGCCCCUCCUCUGCGAUACCUGGUUUACAUCGUCCCUGUCGGUCUGGCCCUCGCCGUGCCGCUGAUCGUGCUCCCCUUGACCGAUAACAAGGACUCCGUGCCCGUCGGCAACAAGACCGUCACCAAUGCCGCUGGCGAGGAGACCACCACCCAGGGUCCUCCCCUCUUCAAGGUCUUCCUCUGGAUCGAGAUAUCUUGGCUUACACUCUGGGCCGGCAAGCUGGUCGCAUUCCUCCUGCCUGCUCUCUUCAUGUUCUUCUGCGGUGUCGUGAGCUCCGGUACCCGAAAAUAUGCUACCGUGCUUCGAAACCUAGUCCUCCCCUUCUCCUUCUUCUUCUGGGCCUUGGCCUCGUUUGUCACCUUCCGCAGCCUUUUCCAACAAGCCAACAAUGAUGACAUUGUCUGGGUUCGCAACUUUGGACGUGUCCUCGGCGCCUCCUUCGUCUCCUCCGCCGUCUACCUCGCUGAAAAAGCCAUCGUCCAGCUCAUCGGCAUUUCGUAUCAUCAGCGCUCCUUCGCCAAUCGCAUCAAGGAUUCCAAGCACGAGGUCCGCCUGCUCGGCAUCCUUUACGAUGCCUCGCGCUCCCUGUUCCCCAUGUACUGCCCCGAGUUUGCUGAGGAGGAUUACAUCAUCAACGAUAGCAUCGACCUGAUCCUCCGCCAAAAGAAGGGAUCUACCGCCCCCAUGCGCAUCAUCGGUGACGUCGGUCGUCUGGGAGACAAGGUCACGUCCGUCUUUGGUAACAUUGCGUCGGAGAUUACCGGGAAGCAGGUCUUCAACCCCAACUCGGCACACUCCAUCGUCGUUGAGGCGCUGGAGAAGGUGAAGUCGUCCGAGGCGCUCGGGAGGCGUAUCUGGAUGUCCUUUGCCGUCGAGGGCCAGGAGAGUCUCCUGUUGGACGACAUUAUCGAGGUGCUCGGCCCCGAGCAUAGGGACCAGGCCGAGGAUGCUUUUGCCGUUGUCGACGUUGAUGAGAACGGCGAUAUCAGCCUCGAGGAGAUGGUGCGCAAGGUUGUCGAUAUUGGAAAGGAGCGGAAGGCGAUUAGCGAGGGUAUGAAGGAUAUUGGCCAGGCCCUUCAGGUUUUCGACCAAGUACUUCUCUUUAUCGUCUUGUUGAUUGUCAUUUUCAUUUUCCUUGCCUUCUUCCAGAGCAGCUUCAUCACCACACUCGCCACAGCCGGAACCGCGCUCCUUUCUCUGUCCUUCGUCUUCGCCGUCACCACCCAGGAAUUCCUCGGCUCCUGCAUUUUCCUCUUCGUCAAACAUCCCUACGACGUCGGCGAUAGGGUCGAUAUCCAGGGUGCUGGAGAAAAGCUGACGCUUCAAGUCGAGAGGAUUUCGCUUCUGUACACGGUCUUCGUCCGCAUCGACAAGAUGCAAGUCGUCCAGACACCCAACAUCCAGCUCAACAACAUGUGGAUCGAGAACGUAACCCGAAGCAAGGCCAUGAAGGAGUGCAUCGACGUCAACAUCUCGUACGACACGACCUUCGAGGACAUCGAGCUCCUCCGCGCCGAGAUGGAAAAGUUCGUGCGCCACCCGGACAACUCGAGGGACUUCCAGCCCGAUUUCGGCAUCGGCGUCGGCGGCGUCGGCGAUCUGGACAAGCUCAACCUCAAGGUCGUCAUCAAGCACAAGUCCAACUGGCACAACGACGGCGUCAGGGCUACGCGCCGGUCCAAGUUCAUCUGCGCGCUUGCCAAGGCUCUCAAGAAGAUUCCCAUCUAUGGACCUGGUGGCGGCAACGAGGUUCUCGGAAGCGUUGGCAACCCGUCGUACUCGGUUACCGUGAGUGACGAGCAAGCUGCCAACAAUCGCAAGGAGGCCGAGGAUAAGAAGGAGGCUAAACGCAUGGUGCCUUCGGUAACCCCCGCCGCCGAGGACGCAUCUACUGAUGCCGCUGCAUCAAAACAACAACACCCUCCUGCCGGUAGUCACGACGAUUGGUUCAACCGAGAAGACAGCAAGACGCUACACUCUCACGAUAACCACAACACGCGCACUUCGUUCGAGCACGGCGGUGACUCGCACGCGACCGGAGUCGACCACGUGAAGCGAGGCGAGAGUCACAGCAGCAACCGCGGCCUCCGGAAGGCCGGCGAAGGCCUAUCUUCGGGAUCUGUCUCGUCCAGAGCGGGCGGUCCCAUGAUGAGCAUAAAUACGAACUUGCAACCCGGUAGCGGCAGCGCCAUGGCGCGGACGAGUUCCCGCCGGACGUACGACGAGGAGGCGCAGCUCGGUUCGCGGUCGCCGGCGUCGCCGCUUAAUCCGGGCGGGUUCACGCAGUCGCCCGUGACGGGCGGUGCGAAUACGGGUUACUCUGUCUAUCCUAUGGGUACUGUGCAGGAGGCUCAGCCGUACCAGGCUCAGACUGCUGGACAGCAGCAGCAGCAGCAACAGCAAGGGCGGCCGCUGGCUGGGGGAUAUCCGCAGCAGGGACAGCCACAGCAAGGACAAGGGCAGGGGCAGAUGAGGCCGCCUUUCCCGGGUCCCCCGCGGUAA
Messenger RNA from Scedosporium apiospermum, 2739 nucleotides. Its product is annotated as Mechanosensitive ion channel. Bases 1 to 2739 code for a protein of 912 amino acids. Gene Ontology annotation, molecular function: calcium channel activity; calcium ion binding. The transcript is spliced from 2 exons. NCBI's taxonomy places the organism in Eukaryota, Fungi, Ascomycota, Sordariomycetes, Microascales, Microascaceae. The record is from RefSeq and is a predicted model, not a curated record. Gene Ontology annotation, biological process: calcium ion transmembrane transport; intracellular calcium ion homeostasis. Gene Ontology annotation, cellular component: membrane.